This is a messenger RNA of Racocetra persica, 130 nucleotides long. NCBI's taxonomy places the organism in Eukaryota, Fungi, Glomeromycota, Glomeromycetes, Diversisporales, Gigasporaceae. The record is from the annotation of a GenBank genome assembly.
UAUGAAGUGGUAGAUUUAACUCAAGAAGGUUUAUUAUUUGAAGAUUCAAGUCAGGCAAGCUAUUCUUAUAUAUUAAUUGAAAAAUCAGACCAGGAAGGCUAUUCAUCUGCUGAAGAUUCAAAUAAAAAAA